Lasiodiplodia theobromae is the source of this 1629-nucleotide messenger RNA. RefSeq names its product Laccase-1. The transcript has 7 exons. Gene Ontology annotation, molecular function: oxidoreductase activity; copper ion binding. Lineage: Eukaryota; Fungi; Ascomycota; Dothideomycetes; Botryosphaeriales; Botryosphaeriaceae. The coding region runs from base 1 to 1629 and encodes 542 amino acids. The record is from RefSeq and is a predicted model, not a curated record.
AUGUCCUCGAUCGUUGAAAAGAUCUUGACUGGCGUGGUUGCUUUCGCUGCUGCGUUGUGUCAGGAGGAAACCAAUGGCUUGUCAAAGUAUGGUACACUUGAAGCUCCAAAGCUUCCAAAGUUCUUGGAUAGAGGCUGCGGACCCCCGUGGGAUGGCAUGACGACUACAAAUGCAAACCCGUAUACAGAGAUCAGUGGUCCUGAAGAAGGCACGCAAGUCCACAUGCACGGCAUCAGGCAGAAUGGCACUCCUCAUAUGGAUGGUACUCCAUCUGUAUCAAGCUGUCCGAUCGCACCCAACGACACCUUCACCUAUAAAUUCAGAGCCGACGUUUACGGGACAGGAUGGUAUCAUUCCCACUAUUCUGGUCAGUCGGCAGGUGGUCUCGUCGGUCCCAUCGUUGUCUACGGCCCAAGCUCGGCCGACUACGACAUCGACCUCGGGCCUGUUAUGUUGAGUGAAUGGUAUCACGAGGACUACUUGACACUCAUUGAAGGCGUCGUCGGCACGGACCCCAGUCGUUGGCACCCACUUGCAGAUAACAACAUGAUCAACGGCAAGAUGGACUACGAUUGCACUUUGGUCACUGAUAACACCACUUGCGUUUCAAAUGCUGGCCUCUCCAAGUUCAAAUUCACUAAAGGAAAAACGCACCGUCUGCGGCUCAUCAACAGCGGAUCUGCAUCUGUCCAACACUUCAGCAUCGAUGACCAUGAGAUGACCGUCAUCGCCAAUGACUUCGUAGCCAUUGAACCUUACCAGACCAACGUGGUAACCCUCGCGGCCGCUCAAAGAGCUGAUAUCCUCGUCACCGCAAACGGCGACAUAAACGGCGCCUACUGGAUGCGCAGCAGCAUAGCCCAAUCCGAGGCUUGCAACUGGUCGAACCAACCCACGGCCCUCGCCGCCAUCUACUACGACGACGCAAACACCGACAGCAAGCCCAACAGCACAAGCCCCCCAUCACUGGCCGAAAACUCGACCUGCUCGAACGACCCCAUAGAGCAGACAGUCCCCGCCUACCCCAUCCCUGCAGACCCCAACCCUUCCACCACACUCAACUUCGAGUACAGCUUCCUGGUCAACAGCACCGGCCACCCCGUGUGGACGGUCAACGACAUCGGCUUCCACGGCGACUACAACCAGCCCGUCCUCGAGCUCGCCGCUGAGAACCGCGCGACGCCGCAGAAUCUCGAGCCGGACUGGAACGUCUACGACGCCGGCAACAACGGUACGGCGGUGCGCGUCAUCAUGCACAACAACUCGACCAUAUCCCACCCCAUGCAUCUCCACGGCCACAACGCGCAGAUCCUGUCCACCGGUACCGGUCCGUGGGACGGCCACACCAUCGUGCGGCCCUCCAACCCGGCGCGCCGCGACGUCUACCAGCUGCCGCCGCACGGGCACUUGGUCAUCCAGUACGCGCUGGACAACCCGGGCGUGUGGCCGCUGCACUGCCACAUCGCGUGGCACCUGUCCGCCGGCAUGUUCGCGAGCCUGGUCGAGCGCCAGCCCGAGAUAGGCGCGGCCGUCGGCGCGGCGGGCGAGGCCGAGAUGCAGCGGGUGUGUCGGGGGUGGGAUGCGUGGACGUCGCGGAAUGUGGUGGAUCAGAUUGAUAGUGGGGUUUGA